Molecule: messenger RNA, 1459 nt
Organism: Paramacrobiotus metropolitanus
Lineage: Eukaryota; Metazoa; Tardigrada; Eutardigrada; Parachela; Macrobiotidae
Product: rRNA 2'-O-methyltransferase fibrillarin-like
Exons: 6
Coding region: 172-1173 (333 amino acids)
Biological process (GO): box C/D sno(s)RNA 3'-end processing; rRNA methylation
Cellular component (GO): small-subunit processome; box C/D methylation guide snoRNP complex
Molecular function (GO): histone H2AQ104 methyltransferase activity; RNA binding; rRNA methyltransferase activity
Source: RefSeq, a predicted model, not a curated record
AACAAAAAAAGCAAAAUCUUAAUUCUUAAAAUUGUUAAUGAUAAAUCUUUCCAAUAGAAGUGCAGCAGCAUUCACGAUCUUUUUUUGCUACUUGUUGGUGUUGCUCAGAAUUAGUUUAAGUAUCUGUGCGCUAUUUAUUCGGAAGUCAUCAGUUUAAUUAAGAAGUCCAAAAUGGGAUUCGACAGACCAGACCGCGGCGGCGGACGCGGUGGAGGGUUUCGUGGUGGCGGCGGAGGAUUUCGAGGCGGCGAUCGUGGUGGAGGAUUUAAAGCGGGUCGGGGAGGUGAUCGAGGCGGACGAGGAGGAUUUGGUGGUGGCCGCGGGGGCUUUGGUGAUCGCGGUCGCGGUGGAUUUCGCGGCGGCCGUGGCGGGGACCGCGGUGGAGGUCGCGGAGGUCCCCGCGGUCGAGGUGGACGUGGCGGUGGCCGUGGUGGUGGUGCAGGCAUGAAAGGAGGCAAAAAUGUCAUUGUGGAACCCCAUCGGCAUCCAGGAAUUUUCAUUUCCCGGGGCAAAGAAGACGCGCUGUGUACUAUCAACACUACACCUGGUGAUUCCGUGUAUGGCGAGAAACGUAUCAGUGUUGAUGGUGCGGAAGGAACGAAAACAGAAUAUCGAAUCUGGAAUCCUUUCCGCUCCAAGCUUGGAGCAGCUAUCAUGGCUGGAAUUGAAAAUAUUUGGAUCAAACCAAAAAGCAAAGUCCUAUAUCUCGGAGCGGCAUCCGGGACUACUGUUUCCCAUGUAGCUGAUAUUGUUGGCCCGGAAGGUUUGGUUUAUGCUGUUGAAUUUUCCCAUCGUUCCGGCCGAGACCUGAUCAAUGUUGCCAAAAAGCGGACGAAUGUGGUACCCAUAAUCGAGGAUGCCCGGCAUCCUCACAAGUAUCGGAUGAUCGUUGAUAUGGUGGACACGAUAUUUGCGGAUGUUGCCCAACCAGAUCAAGCACGUAUUGUGGCACUUAACGCCCAUCACUACCUGAAAAACGGUGGUCAUGUCGUCAUAUCGAUCAAGGCCAACUGCAUUGACAGCACAGCCAAACCGGAAGCGGUCUUUGCGGAAGAAGUUAAAAAGCUACAGAGUGAAAAAGUUAAACCGCUUGAACAGAUCACCCUCGAACCGUACGAACGUGACCAUGCGGUAGUAUCUGGAAUCUACAGAGCUCCAACGAAACAAGGAUAGGAAGCGCAGGGCCACAUUCUGCUGUGGUAAUGAUUGUUGAAAUACGUUAUAAAAUUUUUGUGUCCAUAAAGUACAGUACUAUAGUUUGUCUCUAAGACUGUUUACCUUGUAUAUUUUCAGUUUAUUGUUGACUUGUUAUUCUUUUUGUCCGUUUGGUAGUGGGGCUUUAUUUCGCUGGGCUAAACGAAUGCACCUUUUGCAGGUGCUGUAGUAUUGUAACGAUAAGCGUUGCAUUAAAAUGUCGCUUGUUCCGUGUCUGGCCCGUUAUAUUAAAAAUUGCUGUAAA